This is a messenger RNA of Paramecium tetraurelia, 3264 nucleotides long. RefSeq lists its product as uncharacterized. The transcript has a single exon. Lineage: Eukaryota; Ciliophora; Oligohymenophorea; Peniculida; Parameciidae. Gene Ontology annotation, molecular function: phosphorelay sensor kinase activity. The record is from RefSeq and is a predicted model, not a curated record. Gene Ontology annotation, biological process: phosphorelay signal transduction system.
AUGAAUAAAUAUAAAAUUCACUUAAAUAAUCGAUACCAAUGGCUAAUUCUUUAAGACUAAAAUGUCUAUCUUUUUAGGCACAAUUUUAAUUUAUGGACUUGUUAAAGCACCCUAAUCACUAUAAUAGUCCAGAUUCUGUGCGUAUUUGAAAAAGUUUAGAAAUAACAUUAUCUUAAAUCGAAGAUGGAUAUACAACAUUAGGAUAAUAAUUUUCUGAAAUAUUAUAUUCAUUUUACUCUAUUUAAUCUUACUAUGUCUUAUUGUUUAUAAUAAAGAUUCUAUAGAUAUCGUCAAUCUUUACAUGAACCUUCUCUUUUAUCUUUAAUUUUUAUUUAGACAAUAUUUAAAUAAAAGAACAUGAAAGUGUAAGAUUAGAAUUUCUUAAAGUAGAUUUCAAUCAUUUUAAUCUUUGUUGCUAAUCUAACUUAAUGCUUUUGGUGGAUAUUUUUGGCGACAAAUCUGAUGUCAACUAUAAAUUAUGAGUUAUUUAUAUUAUAGAUAGUUUGCAUAUUGGCAAGAAUAUGUUAAUAUUACAUAAUUCGAAGAGGGUUAGACUAUAAUAUAUUUUUGCAUGUAGUUUCUCUUUUAUAUUUUGUAAUUUACGUAGAAUCAUUAUUGAUUUUGAAUUACACUUAAACAUUUUACAUAGUUACCAAUUGUUUGUUAAUGAUUAUCAAUUACAACACUUACUUAAAGAAGGCUAGGCAGAAAUCUAGUUUAAUUUGUAGAUUAGGACUCCCUACGUAUUUAUUUAUUAGAACAAUAUGGAUGGUCGUUUGCAGUUAAAAUUACUAAACACUUGAGUGCUUGACUCUCAUUGGAGUUGUUUUAGUUCAUUAAGGAAUUAAAAACUAUAAGAAAUUUGGAAAAUAUGAAAGAUUUCCAUAAAAUUUUUAUCUUAAAACAUUUAAAUAGGGAUAAAUAAUAUAAAAUUAAUAAAAUGAAGAAACACCUGCACCCGCUAAAAAUUAUCUCAUGCAUUCCUUAAUAAGAUCAUAGAGUAAAAUUACUCUUGUUUAAUCUCCUAAAAAAUAUUUUACUAUUUAAUUGAAGGAUCUUCCAGAUGAAUUAAAACUAAAACGAUAUUCACAUUUGACAAGCUUUUCAAAAUCUCAGAAAAAUAUUCUAAGUUAAGGGAACUCUCAGUAUUAGAUGCUUUAAUUAUACUCUAAUUUGAUAAAUAUAUUUCCUUAUGGUAUAUUGAUUAUUAAUGAGCAUUAAUCAAUUAAUUUUAUUAACAAUAAAUGUGAAAAAAUAUUAGAAUGUUAAGGGAUUGAGCAAGUUCUGGAAAAAGUGAAAAUGUGUGUCAAUACUGCAAAAAUCCAAGAAAAUGUAAGCGAAACAUCAAAUAAAUAACAAAAGAAAUAACAUCAUUACCAAUUACUCUAAUAAAUAAUAAAAAAGUUAUAAAUAAGCAAUAAUUCAGUUGAUGUUUUGGACAUCAUUCUGUAACCAUAAAAAUAUUUUGGAAUUCUAGGACAAAAUGAAAGUUAAUUUUACAAAGAUUUUUAGUAAGCAUUUCAUCAACAAAUAUUUAUUUAUGAAUGGCUUAUCAAAUCAGAACAAACAUAAUAAAAUUACUAAAAGAAAUUGAAAUUAAUAAUUAUGCCAACAUCAAUGACCAAUUAAUAAUAAGAAUACAUUUCAGCUUCUUCAUAAUUUAAAUCCUCAAUUAAAAGUCAUAUAUCAAAUAAUUAAAGUGAUUAAGAGCGUCCUGUUAUGCUGAUCAUAAUUAAGAAUGUCACAAAUAAAUACAAAUGUCAAUAAAUGAGAGAUGAAUAAAUAAUUCAUCAUAGUUUAAUUAAAUCAUUUUCCCACGAAUUAAGAACUCCAUUGAAUAGUUGCUAUCAAAUGUUGAAUCUUAUGAGAUGCUAACAAAUUUCUAAAGCUUUUUCUAAUUAUAUUGAUAUUGCAUAAUGUUCAAUAACUUUGUUAAUUCAUUAAAUUAAUGACAUUUUAGAUUAUGCUGCACUAUAAUCAUUUUCCUUUAAUUAUAAUAUUGCUAAUUUUAAGAUUAAUCAAAUUACUUAGGAAAUAGAGGACUUAUAUAAACUACAGGUGUCAUAAAAAAAUAUUGCUUUAACCAUCAAAGUCUCUGAUUACUUAGCAGGAAGGAUCUUUCGUAAUGAUAAACAGAGAAUAAUAUAGUUAUUAGUAAAUCUAUUAAAUAAUGCAAUCAAAUUUACUCCUCAAGGAGGAAGCAUUUUUUUAAGUGUGAUUGAAGUUGAUUAAUAAUACAUUAAUUUUUCAGUUAAAGAUAAUGGAAUUGGGAUAGAUGAACAUAAACUAAACAAAAUUUAGAAUUGCUUGCAUAAUACUAUUGAAUUUGGAGCUGUGUUGAAAUCUCAUUCAAAAAUCAAAUAGCCAGGAUUAGGUUUAAUCAUUGCAGCAAAAUUGAUAGAAGGUUUGACAGAAUCAAAAGAAAAUAAAUUAACUCUUAGCUCUAAGAAAAAUAAAGGAACUAUGGUAUAGUUUCAAAUAGAAGACUUAUAAUAAACCAAUUUAUAAUCUAUUUAUCUUUCAAAUUAAUAAGGCGAGAAAUUGAAUAAUUUGGUAAACCGAUAAGAAAAUAAUGUUUAAAAUUUAGAUUAAGAUAAGGUAUUCAGUUUGAGUAAUAAGACCUUAAAAUUAGAUAAUGACGUAAAUCUUCAAGAAGGAAAGUCAGAGUCAUUUAUUACAUUGAGAUUGAAUGAUUCAGAAAAAUAACCUGAAAUUUUUCUUCCUAUCAGUCCAGAAUACUUUUCAAAGAAGAUUCUGGAUUAUCACAACAAAAUUUAGAAGUAAUUACCAGAAGAUUACUUUCAAAAUGCAGAUAUACUCUGUCAAAAUUGUGUCCAUAUACUUAUUGUAGAUGAUAUUCCAUUCAAUUAGAUAGCACUAAAAAUGAUACUGAGUAAAUAUAAAAUAGAAGUUGAUUAAGCAUUUGAUGGAUUUCAAGCCAUUGAAAAAGUCAAACAAAAAAUGCUAAAACAUUGUCAAAACUAUAAAUUAAUUUUUAUGGAUAUCGAAAUGCCAGGAAUGGAUGGGUUUUAAGCAAGUUAACAAGUAAAUUUUUAAGAUACUAAAUAGAUCCUUGAAUUGACCUCUAAUUAGGCUUUUAUUGUGAUUUGUUCUGCGUAUGAUACUUAAGAAAAUAUAUAAUAAGGAAAAAACAUUGGAAUUAACACAUUUCUUUAAAAGCCUGUUAAAUAAGAUGAAUUGAAUGUACUGCUUGGAACAGUAUUUAAAAUUGAAUCUAAUUCAAAUUUUUACUUUUAAUAGUGA